Molecule: messenger RNA, 1012 nt
Organism: Panicum virgatum (switchgrass)
Lineage: Eukaryota; Viridiplantae; Streptophyta; Magnoliopsida; Poales; Poaceae
Exons: 3
Coding region: 245-802 (185 amino acids)
Source: RefSeq, a predicted model, not a curated record
CAGAGCAAGUAAACGACAGACGACAAACAGUUUGACUGACGCCGCGUUGGUGGUCUCAACACUGAAGAAGAAUAGUUGGGUAAAUUGUUAGGCAAUUUUUGAACAGGGCUGCUCCCCCCCUUCUGGUAGUAGUUUAUAAUGCUACUUCUCUAAGAAGCUUUAACUCUUUAACCCAAGAACACGUAAGAGACCUCAAGCUUAAGCCCAGCUCGAAGGACGACAGCAUCAGCAGCAUACAGCAUCCAUGGCUUCCGUCCUCCUCCUCCACGCAAAGCUUGGAGCUUUCGUCUUCUCCCUGACCCUCCUCCUCUCCUCCGCGCUCGGGGCGAGGGUGGUGUGCGAGCAGCUGACGGCGGAGCUGUGCGCGUUCGCCGUGUCGUCCACGUCGCGGCGGUGCGUGCUGGAGAACACGCACUGCGCCGGGCGGCCGACGGCGUACCAGUGCCGGACGUCGGAGGUGGUGGUCGAGGACGCGCGGCUGGCGGGGCUGGUGGAGACGGACCGCUGCGUGCGCGCGUGCGGCGUCGACCGCGCCACCGUCGGCAUCUCCUCCGACUCCCUCCUCGACCCGCGCGUCGCCGGCGCCGUCUGCUCACCGGCGUGCCUCCAGGGGUGCCCCAACUUCGUCGACCUCUACUCCAACCUCGCCGCCGGAGAGGGCGUAGCUUUCUCAGAAAUGUGUGAGGUACACCGCGCGAACCCUCGCCGUGCCAUGGCACAGCUCCAGAGCUCCGGUGAGGCAGGCGUGCGGUUGGAUGCUGCUGCUCCUUCACCAGCUGCGCCUCCUUCAGAGUCAGCUUAAUCUCUAGAUACACGUAUGAUAUUAAUUCAUAGAUAAAUUUAUUACACCAUAGCUCGCUGAUUGGAGAGCUGUAUCAUUUUUACGUGAACAUGUAUUAUUAAUUUUUGUAAUAACUUUAAAAUUACUUUCUCGCCUCUCAGAUUACACCAUAGCUCUUGUUUUCUUUUCUUUUUAAUGAAGGUCAUUGGGCUGCGAACUAUAUAUGCAUCA